AUGUUGGAGAGGCUGAUGGAUGGAUACAUAAAAAACUCACUGCUGAUAGACCGACCCCUGUUCUCCUCGCAAUAUGCCUAUAGGGAGGGGAGGUCCACCGAGAUGACCCUGCACCACCUUGUGGCAAAGGUUGAGGAAGAGAUAGAGAAGAAGGGCUACGCGAUGGAAAUCUUUCUCGGCAUCGAGGGAGCUUUUGAUCGUACCAGAUACGAUGUCAUAAUGAAAGCCAUGUCAAAGAGAGGCUUUCCAGAGACUGUCAUUGACUGGACACAAAGCAUGUUGGCGAGCAUAUCACUAACCGCAGCUGACAACGAAGCAAAAGUGGAGGGCUGUCCCCAGGGGCAUCCGCCUAGCCUGAAAUCAGUGAACGCUGUCAAAGCUUCCAAACUGAGACGACGUUAG
This is a messenger RNA of Diachasma alloeum, 402 nucleotides long. RefSeq lists its product as uncharacterized. The record is from RefSeq and is a predicted model, not a curated record. NCBI's taxonomy places the organism in Eukaryota, Metazoa, Arthropoda, Insecta, Hymenoptera, Braconidae. The transcript has a single exon. The coding region runs from base 1 to 402 and encodes 133 amino acids.